Molecule: messenger RNA, 13709 nt
Organism: Salvelinus sp. IW2-2015
Lineage: Eukaryota; Metazoa; Chordata; Actinopteri; Salmoniformes; Salmonidae
Source: RefSeq, a predicted model, not a curated record
CGAGGGAGGUUGGGUAGAGAGAGCUCUGCUGGUUGAGAAGAGCUGAAGAGCGCCACUUCAGUGGUUUUCACUGRAGGAAAAAAGAGACAGAAAGAAAAAGAGGAAAAGAAAGUGAGUGAGUGGUUGGAUUGGUGGUAGAGGAUGAGCGAGGACUCUCAGUCCCACUACCGGAUGGAGGCUGGGGAUAGGCUCAACGGGCUUGGCCAGAGGAGGAAGAGACCCAAAAAGUCGGACAGCAACACCAGCUUCCUGCGAGCGGCGAGGGCGGGGAACAUCGACAAGGUUCAGGAGUACCUGAAGGGUGGAGUGAACAUCAGCACCUGCAAUCAGAAUGGACUCAACGCGUUGCACCUGGCAGCUAAGGAGGGCCAUGUGGAGCUGGUCCAGGAGCUGCUGGAGAGAGGCUCGGCUGUGGACUCGUCCACCAAGAAAGGGAACACAGCCCUCCACAUUGCCUCUCUGGCCGGACAGGCAGACGUAGUGAAGAUGCUGGUGAAGCAGGGAGCAGAAAUUAACUCUCAGUCUCAAAAUGGCUUCACUCUCUGUAACAUGGCUGCUCAGGAGAACCAUAUAGAUGUGGUACGUUACCUUCUGGAGAACGGAGUUAACCAGAGCACCGCCACAGAGGUGAGGACGGAGCCAGGCCACAACCAGGUGGUGUCCGUCCUGCUGGAGAAUGACACCAAGGGCAAGGUGGCGGCUGCCGCCCUGCAUGCCGCCCGCAAGGACGACACCAAGUCAGCAGCGCUGCUCCUCCAGACGACCACAACGCCGGACGUCCAGUCCAAGAUGAUGGUCAAUAGGACUACGGAGAGUGGAUUCACGCCACUGCAUAUCGCUGCCCACUAUGGAAACGUGAACGUGUCCACAUUACUGCUGAACCGUGGGGCGGCUGUGGACUUCACAGCCAGGAAUGGGAUCACUCCCCUCCACGUGGCCUCCAAGCGUGGUAACACUAACAUGGUGCGCCUCCUACUGGACAGGGGGUCUCAGAUCGACGCUAAGACUAGGGACGGCCUCACACCUCUACACUGUGCAGCCAGGAGUGGACAUGACCAAGCAGUGGAGCUAUUGCUGGAGAGAGGAGCACCUAGCUGGCUAGGCCAAAACGGUCUGUCUCCUCUCCACAUGUCGUCUCAGGGUGACCACGUUGAGUGUGUCAAGCACCUGCUGCAGCACAAGGCGCCUGUUGAUGAUGUCACACUGGACUACCUGACGCUGCACGUCGCCGCCCACUGCGGUCACUACAGAGUCACCAAGCUGCUGCUGGACAAAGAGGGCCAACCCAACGCUCGAGCGCUGAAUGGUUUCACCCCGCUACACAUCGUGAAGAAGAACCGAGUGAAGGUGAUGGAGCUGCUGGUCAAGUAUGGAGCAUCUAUCCAGGCCAUUGACAGAGGUACGAGACUGUGGUCAUCUGGCCUGACUCCCGUUCACGUAGCAGCCUUCAUGGGUCACCUCAACAUCGUCCUGCUGCUGCUACAGAACGGAGCCUCGCCUGACAUUAGCAACAUUCGUGGGGAGACUGCUCUACACAUGGCAUCCAGGGCAGGACAAGUGGAGGUGGUGCGCUGUCUGCUGAGGAACGGAGCCAUGGUGGACGCUAGAGCCAGGGAGGACCAGACACCCCUCCACAUCGCGUCUCGUCUGGGGAAGACUGAGAUAGUCCAGUUGCUACUGCAGCAUAUGGCCCACCCUGACGCCUCCACUACUAACGGAUACACACCUCUCCACAUCUCAGCCAGGGAGGGACAGCUGGACGUGGCUUCAGUACUGCUGGAGGCAGGCGCCUCACACUCGCUGGCUACUAAGAAAGGAUUCACUCCCCUGCAUGUGGCAUCCAAGUACGGAAGCCUGGAUGUGGUCAAACUUCUCCUGAAAAAAACAGCUCCCCCUGAUUCUGCUGGGAAGAAUGGCCUCACACCUCUCCAUGUCGCAGCACAUUAUGAUCACCAGAAGGUGGCGCUCCUGCUUUUGGACAAAGGGGCCUCCCCCCACACCACCAGAGAGAUAAUUACCAUAACAUAUUGUAACAUAUUGUCCCUUCAGAGUGGCCUCACCUCCCUCCAUCUUGCUGCCCAGGAGGACAAGGUGGUUGUCAGUGAGAUACUGGCUACACAUGGAGCCAACCUGGACCAGCAAACUAAGUUGGGCUACACUCCACUGAUUGUAGCGUGUCACUAUGGAAACGCCAAGAUGGUCAACUUCCUCUUACAGAACGGWGCUAGCGUCAACGCCAAGACCAAGAAUGGGUACACUCCCCUCCACCAAGCAGCACAGCAAGGAAACACACACAUCAUCAAUCUACUGCUGCAGAAUGGAGCUAAGCCCAACAACAUCACUGUGAAUGGUAACACAGCUCUGGCCAUCGCCCGGCGACUUGGCUACAUCUCGGUGGUAGACACACUCAAGGUUGUCACCGAGGAGAUCAUUACCUCGACAACCACGGUGACAGAGAAACACAAGAUGAACGUUCCUGAGACCAUGACUGAAGUCCUGGAUGUCUCUGAUGAGGAGGGUGAUGACACUAUGACAGGGGACGGAGGGGAGUAUCUGAGGGCAGAGGACCUGAGGGAGCUGGGGGAUGACUCCCUGCCUGGACAGUACCUGGAUGGGAUGAACUACCUGCGCUUUAGCCUGGAGGGCGGACGCUCUGACAGUUUGGACAGGUCCUACACUCCCAGUCACCACGGUUACUACUCUCCCAAACAGGACAGCCUGAUGGACGAGAUGUUAACCGGCCAAAACGUGUCGUCUCUUGCCAGGGAAAAUGAGAAGGACUCGUACCGUCUGAGCUGGGGCACAGAAACUGGAAAUGUGGCACUGUCUUCCAGCCCCGUCCACUCUGGCUUCCUGGUUAGCUUCAUGGUUGACGCCAGGGGCGGAGCCAUGCGGGGUUGCCGCCACAACGGCCUGCGCAUCAUCAUCCCACCGCGGAAGUGCAGCGCUCCCACGCGGGUGACCUGCCGGCUGGUAAAGAGGCACCGCCUGGCCACCAUGCCUCCCAUGGUGGAGGGAGAGGGCCUGGCCAGCAGGCUGAUCGAGGUGGGGCCUGUCGGAGCCCAGUUCCUCGGUAAACUGCACCUUCCCACUGCCCCACCCCCUCUUAACGAGGGUGAGAGCCUCGUUAGCCGCAUCCUGCAGCUCGGGCCACCCGGGACAAAAUUCCUCGGUUUUGAUGUCUUCACUACUAUUCUWCAAUGUGGAACGACACCAGCCCAAUGGGAGGACAUUACAGGAACCACGCCCCUAACGUUCAUCAAUGACUGUGUCUCCUUCACGACCAACGUGUCGGCCAGGUUCUGGYUGAUAGACUGUCGGCAGGCGCAGGAGUCGGUCAGUUUCUCCACUUCAGUCUACAGGGAGACCAUCUGYGUCCCCUACAUGGCCAAGUUCGUUAUCUUCGCAAAGACCCACAACCCCAUAGAGGCGCGGCUCCGCUGCUUCUGCAUGACGGACGACAAGAUGGACAAAACCUUGGAACAGCAGGAGAACUUCACUGAGGUGGCCAGAAGCGAGACCGUCGAGGUCCUAGAGGGUAAACCCAUUUAUGCAGACUGCUUCGGCAACCGCCCUCUCACCAAGAGUGGCCAGCACCACCUCUUCAGCUUCUUUGCUUUCAAAGAGAACAGGCUGGCACUCUUUAUCAAGGUUAACGUUACAACUCAGGAUCCGUGUGGCCGUCUGUCCUUUAUGAAAGAACCCAGGUCUUAUAGAAGUCUGGCCCACAACGCUAUAUGCAACCUGAACAUCACACUACCAUACUACUCAAAGGAAUCUGAUUCCGACCAAGAGGCUGAGGAAGAGGUAACAUUGACGCUCGAGAAAUAUGACGAAGACACUACGUCGACGACAGUCCAGAAAAGAGAUCCGGACCUUCUCUCCGAUGUGUCUGAGCUGAAACAAGACCUGAUCAAAAUGUCAGCCAUCCUAACCACGGAUUCCACUGACAAAUCCAGUUCUCUGGAAGUGAGCGGUCUGGAGAAAGGGGCUGAGGAGGUUCAGGGCGAGCCGUUUGAAAUCAUGGAGAAGGUCAAAGAGGAUUUGGAGAAAGUGGGCAAGAUACUCAGGAGUGGAACAUUGGAGGGUGAGGUAGCAGAGGGGGCAGCAAUAGCAGCCAGAAUGAAUGAAGAGUGGAUCCUCCUCUCAGACUGUGAUAUAGAGGAGGCCAAAAAGAUGUCUGCCUUAGAACCCCAGGAACCUAUUCUACAUGAAGUCAGAGUCAACAGAGGGAUUCCCAGACCUAAAGCCAUCAAAGACGUGUCUGGCAUGAUCACACACCUGACUGGUGAACUCAAAGAAUAUCUCCUGGAUGUACCUGAGGGCUCCAGUGCAGCAGCUCAGGAGGAUGUGGUCCAAGAGAAAUUCACAGAGGUUGUCCUGCGCAAAGGCAUGAAAAGAACCACAACGACAAUAAUAACAACAGCUACAAUCAAAACUCCUGCUGUUGAACUCAAAAAGCCAGCCAGGAGGAAAGGAAAAGACCAGGAACAGGCGGAGGAAUAUACCUAUGGGGAUGCUCGCCUAAGUGCACCCACAGACCCUAAACCAGUGUCACCUGUGUCCCCAGUAGUUGAGGAGACCCCCAUUGGGUCCAUAAAAGACAAAGUCAAAGCCCUUCAGCAGAAAGUGGAGGCAGAGCAGAAGGGUCAAAAGCCAACUAGCACCAAACCCUCAAAGGUUGCUGUGGAGAGCAAAAUCCCUCAAAGGACCGAAGAAACGACCCUUAAAUUGAAACAGAGCCCCUCAAAACAGGACACCGCUAAACAGGGCCCCCCUAAGUCCCCCAAAACUGAGUCUGAGAAGCUGCAGGAGACUAUGUCAGUAAGGGAGCUCAUGCGAUCCUUCCAAAAGGGGCAGGACCCCUCAAAGAGAAAGUCUGGACUUUUCGAGCUCAAAACCCACACCUCUACAGAGCAUGAAACAACAGAAUCAGAAUUACAGCCSAAACAGUCAAAAUCCACUAUCAAAGCCACCACAAUCCGUUACGAACGGGAAGUAUCACUGGACGCCAUUCCUGGCGAGCACCACAGAGAGAAAGAUGAGCAAAUUAGCCCACACAGAAAGCACUCCAAAGACUUUGGUGCUGAAAUUAAAGCAGAGCUUGAGGACAAUCCAGAGUACCAACAGUUUAAGCAGACCUCUGUAGAGGGUAGUCCUGCUGCCCAGCCAGACCUAACUGAAACCGUAGAGUUUCUGAAUAUUUCCCUCUAUGAUAGCUCUGAUAGUUUGAAACAUGAGGGCGUGGCAGACUCUCCCAGUGCAAGCCUGGGUGAUGGUAGUCCUCCUCACCUUAGCUCAGAGGAUAGCCUCAAACACGAGGGCUUAGCCACCCCUGGAACAAGCCCUGACAGUCUCUCCCUCUCUCCCAAAAACGCUGACCAGUCCACUAAAAACUCAACAGCUGCUACUAUAGCUGUCAAAGGUGACAAUAAAACCAAGGACAAGUCUGGAGACUCCGGUGUGGGGACCAUUGAUGACCAGCCAUUAACGGAAAUGACCCUCCCUGUCUCUCCCAGUGAGGCUGCAGACGACCGCACCACGAGUGAGUCCAUAUCUUUUCAGACGGGCGAGUCUAAGCCAUCUAAACCGAGAAAGCUUACAAAGAGAGUUUCAGAGACUUUAGAGAGCUUCAUUAGUGAUGAGGAGAGCGCUGAUGACAAGCUAGCAUCAGCUUUAGCUACGACCCUUGCUUCUAGUGCCUCUACUCARCGUCAAGGAAGCUUAGAAUUGCCAUUAAAAGACCCAGAUACCCUCAGUCCCUUAGCCGACGAAUCUUUGACCAUAAGCCACAGAGACUCUCUAGACGAGGAUAGUCCCCUCAUGGAAGACGACUCCUCCCAUAGGACCCCAGACUCCAUCGAGCCCAGCCCAACAAAGGAAUCCCCCUGUUGUGACUCCUUAGAAAGCAGCCCUGUAGAGCAGAAAACAUUCCCUCCCGUUCUAGAUCAGCCCAGUGGGUCCUCUAGACACCCAGAGCCCUCCAAAGCCUCAGACUUCCCCCCAGACGCGUUGCGUAGUAGGCUACUCAGGGACCAGGAGGCUAGUGCCAACGAUGAUGACAGUAUCGAGCAGACUUCGUCCCAGAUGGAAAGUUCUGGUAAGAGUCCCCUCUCCCCCGACACCCCUAGUUCUGAAGAGGUAAGUUAUGAGGUAAACCCCAAAACCCCCGACCACAUGUACCUAUCUGUGGUGUCCAUACCAGCUUUCAUCCCCGAAUACUCAGAGGAAGAGGAUGAUGAGGCAGAAGCACAGAGGAAAUUCAUCCCAGAGGAUGAGAUGUUUAAAAUGUCAGCCAAAAAAAAWACAUUUGAGGAAGUGGACCAGGACACCAGAGCCAAAAAGAACUCUAGAAAAUAUAUCAUUGCCUUAGCGGGUGACGAAGCAGGGGAUGAYAGCUUCAAAACAGUUGAACUAGAGUCCGCAAAUGAGAGUGGGYUCAAUAGGGCCAAGGAGACCUCAGAGUUAGCUCUUUCUGUUGAAUCCCUUAUUAAAGUACAACCUCCCUCUCCUUUUCCAGCAGGUGUGCAUGAAGGAAUCSACCACACAGAAGCCAAGAGCACAGCUACAAUGGUAGCAGUGGAGGGACCUCAAUCUGUCUCAGAGCAGCAUGUCCCACAAUCAGUUCAGUCACGCGAAGACAUGGAUGACACGGAAGACAGUUUAGCUAAAACGGUUACCGUGUCUUCCAGCUCUGAGGGGGCUGCAAACAUAACCGAUGAGCARAAGGAGGAAAGCUUGAGGAAAUCAAGGGAAAGCCAGGAGGAUGAUGGGGGAGGGAAAGAAUCAGAUGCAGGCAGUCUGCAGACAGCUGCUGUAAAAGCUCCCUGUCAAAUAGAGAGUAAUAUAACUGACGAAGUGAAAGGAGAUCACAGGAGACACUCAGGAGCCCCUGAGGUAGAAACGUCCUCCACUGCUGUCAUUGGACAAGUGAGGGAAACAUUCAAACCUGAGAUCUGUAUCUACGAUGACACAGAGGAAGACGAUGAGGAAGAGGAACCUCCCAGAACCGAGUCAAAGGGUGUAACCGCCAGAGCGGAGGCAGACCCUUGGAGUGCCAUGCGCGAAGACGAUGAUGCUUUUGCGGCCCGCGUCAAAGAGGAAGAGCAGAAGAUCUUGGGUCUGAUUGUAGACCGGCAGUCCCAGGGGGCAACCCCGGACACCACCCCAGGAAGGAGCCCCACGGAAGAAAGCACGCCAACCAGCGAGCCCAAUCCAUUCCUCUUCCAAGAGGGGAAGCUCUUUGAGAUGACUCGGAGCGGAGCUAUUGACAUGACCAAACGGAGCUAUGAGGACGAGGGCUUUGCCUUCUUCCAGAUAGGCGAGCAGCCCCUAGAGGAGGCGCUAGCUGAACAGGUCAGAGAUGAGCCAGGAGAUAGAGGAGUCCAAACAGAAAGUGAAGUCGGACUCAACCUGACCCUGCAAAUAAAAGUGGAGGAAGACGAGGAACAGGCGAAAGAUGCUUCAGAUUCCACACACCGUGCCUCGACAGAGGAAGAUCCGAAAGGUAGUGAAGCUGCAGCAGCCACCCCCUCAAAAUCAGAUGCUUCUAAGUCUAGAAUCCCUAAAAUGGGUCUUUCUGCCUCAGCUAAGACCACUAAGAAGGACAAAGACCCAGUAUCACCAGUGUCUCCUGAAACUUUAGAGGUGAAACCAGACAUAAUUGUAGAGGAGACCCCCCUAGAGGUAGAAACUAGUUCCCUCAAUCCAAUGAUAACAGAUGUUGAGACAGCAGUAACCACUGUCACUCGAUCAGUGUACCCAGAACAGGACCAAGAGUCCUCUGACUCCUCUCCAGAGGAGCAGCAUUCGGUCAUAGAACUCCCCCAAACCACAGAAAAGACCAAAACCCCAACUUCUACUGAAAAAGUUCCAAAGAUCCCAACUAAACCCCCAGCCAAGGCUGGCCCCCAAAGUCAGGUUAAAACUGCUUCCUCCUUUACAUCCCCUGCAUCCCCCUCUUCAGCUAGUCCUAAAAAAGAGUCUCCCGCUUUAGAGUCCAAAUCGAGAAUACCUGUCAAGGGCAAGGCUAGCCCUGUCAAGUCUGAGCCAUCAGUUAAACGUACUGAGUCAUCCCAGGACACAAAGCUCAAGGUCCCAGUAAAAAAGGACUUGAGGAGAAAGUCUGAGACAGAUACAGGUCCCUCUGCUGUACCCAAAACCAAGACGCCGUCUUCCAAAGCAAAGAGCUUCUGUGAGGCAGACAAGUCAUCAUCUAAAAAGGACCUGGGUCGUCCCAUGAGCGAAGACUACUCCAUCAAGCCAAAGUCAGGCUUUGGUUUCCAAUCUAGGCUGCCAGUUAGAGGCAAGCUUGGUCAGACAUCUCACACUUCCACCCCCGCCAAAGACAAAAGCGAGCCGCGCAAGAAAUCUAUAGAGUUUGUCGAUAAGAUUAGCGACGAAGUUGCAAAGCAAGUUGAGAGAUUUCCUCAGGACGAGAAAAACAAAGAGCAGAAGGCUGCUGUCUCGGAUGACGAGAGCAGCGGCAUAGACCCCUCUGUCAUAGAGAGGGAGACUUUUCCCGAAAUACAGUUCCCUGCUUCCGGAGAUGUCUAUCCCAUUAGACCCCUGUGGGAUGACCCUGUUGACACGCAGAUGCAACGAAUUCCCGACGAUACAGUCAGAAGUCAAGGUACCCCCCCUUGUGACUUUUCCUGUCCAUCCUUGCGCGGCCUAUCCUCUCACGGCUCUCCUGCUGUUGUGGUGGCAUUUACAGUAGAUKCCCAGGAUGAAGCCGAGARGARAGAGGAACGGUUGGAAAUAACAGCAGACCACCUGGGCUUCAGUUGGACGGAGCUGGCUCGAGAACUGGAGUUCAGUGAGGAGAAGGUCAAUCUAAUAAGGCUUGAGAAUCCCAAUUCACUACAGGACCAAAGCCACGCCCUGCUGAAGCUCUGGACUGACAGGGAGGGUAAAAAUGUCACAGAAACAUCACUGAUCAAAAGACUAACCAAAAUCAACAGAAUGGACAUUGUCCACCUCAUCGAAAYCAAGAUGGUCAAGUCCACCCAGGAGGACACAUCACACACCUAUGCAGAGAUUGAGAGGACCAUUGCAUUGGAUCACAGUGAAGGUUUCUCUGCCCUCCAUGAGGACGUAGACAGUCCCCGGCCAGGCAGGCGUACAGACAGCACCCCCAGUGGGCCAGGGUCCAGGCAGGGGCCCCUCGUGGUGUCAGAGGAGGACCUCUCCUCCAGCAUGUCGUCACAUCACGAGACUUCAGGGCGGGUGGAGACAGACGAAUCAGUAACAGGGCUCCUGAGACACGUCCAGAAGGAGAAGCUGCAGAAAGAGAUGGAUUCGACACAUUCUGUGGGCGGUACAUCASAKAKUGGAYCRGAGAAGGCUGAGUCACUACAYAUGGGCACUUUYAAACAAGUAAGUCCCUUCUUCACCUUGUACCGCACCUCCCCCUACCAGCUCACCUCUCACGUCCUAGAUCCUGUCUACAAAGGGCCCACCCCUCCCCCCUCGCCCUCUCUAUCUGUCAAGCAUUCUGAGNCCUUCUUCACCUUGUACCGCACCUCCCCCUACCAGCUCACCUCUCACGUCCUAGAUCCUGUCUACAAAGGGCCCACCCCUCCCCCCUCGCCCUCUCUAUCUGUCAAGCAUUCUGAGGAGGGGGCACAGGGAGGUGCAGAGUGGGGUGAGUGGUCAACUCAGCCCCCCCAGGCUGAAAGCAACAACAAAUGGUUGUUGUCACCAACGAGUCACCAACAGUCGCCCACAAGAAGUCGUAAGCGUGGCUGUGAGAGCCGUCCGUUGUCCAUGACCGACUUCGAGGACAGUCUGACUGAAUGUGACCAGGCCGAGCCAGACUUCAGUGAGCUGUCCGUGGAGCUAAAGCAAACCUCAGAGGACUACACUUCCCUCUCCACCACCUCUGUCACUAUGACAACUGAACGGGUCACAGAGAACAUCAGUAUUACAGCCAAGCCUAUAAAUGUACCACAGUCUACUCCGCUGCCUCAGUCUUCUGAGGUCGUACCCAAAGAGACACAUAAGAUAUUCUCAAAGGAUCAUAUUGACGAGGUGUCACACCGACUUUACAAAGUCCUGUUUGGGUAUGUAGAGAAGUCAACUAGUAAAGGAUCCAGGAAAACACCAAUGGAAUUGGAUGAAGUAGCGGGUACUUACAGAGCCAGCCCGGUUUAUGCAGAGGAUUCCCCUACCUCCAUACCUUUGAUUGAUGUAGACCAGGCUGAGCUUUACGUCAAACCUGUAGAUAUCAGUCCCUUGACCCCAGAGUCUAUCACCUUUGAAGUGGUUUCGCCAGUCUUCAGUGACUCUCUGUCAGAUAAGAGUCAGGUCACAACGACCACCCUGAUAGGUCUUGAGUCCGCUUCCAAGUCUGUUACACCUGGAUCCGCAGAAGCCUUUGAAUUCUCCCCAGACUUUAAGCGAGUGCUCAAUGAAUUUGAGAAAUCACUCUCUGCAUUUGGACCAGAUAUCCAAUCAGAUUCCGCCCAAGAAGACUCAGACCUGGAGUUCUUUGACUGCAACGAUGACUUGUCAGACUUCUUAGAGCCAGAGGAUCUGGAGCCAGAGGAACCUGAAGUCCUCUACCACAUCGAAGAGCCACCUUCCCCAACCCCCUUCGGCAGCACACCGGAAACAGGCUUCCUCAAAGGGAGCCCUUUAUACAGCGCACAGUUCCUACGUGUGGAUGACCAAAAGCGCUUCUCAUCGGUAUUAUGCUCACAUUGGCUGUGUGCUGUCUCUCAGGAGAUAAAUGAGGAGCUAGGGUUGCUGUCAUCGGAUAACUCAGAGGAAGAGGUGUUAACCUCCAGGGUGGUCCGACGCAGAGUUAUCAUCCAGGCGGAUGACCUGYCAGACAUCCCUCCCCAGACAGUCACAGAAGAACAGUACAUGGAUGAGCAAGGAAACAUGGUAGUCAAGAAGAUCACACGGAAGGUGAUCCGUAAGUACUUCUCUCCAGACGGUGUGGAGAGAGAGGAGGUGACGGUGCAGGGAUCUCAGCAGGAGAUGGUCAGCGUGGAGGAGGGAGAUGCCUUCUCCAAGGUGGUGAAGAGGACAGUGGUCCGGAGUGAGGGAGAUCAGACUGAGUUGACCUUCUCGGAGCCCCUUGCCCUGGGGGCCACCACGGCCUCGGAGAUCGAGUCAGAGCAGGCGCAGGGUCGAAAGGUCAGCAAGGUGGUCAAGACGACGGUGGUGAGGGGCGAGAGGAUGGAGAAGCAGACGGGUGACCCCUCGCUGGCCGCAGACCUCCCCUCGGCCAAAGAGGACUUUGAGAAGGCAUUGAGUUAUGCUGGAGGCUUUGGGAAAAUUCAACUUCCCCAUUUAGUAGAGAAAGAGGUUGUGAAGGAGGACGGUUCUGUUGUSAAAAGAACCCAGAUGCGUAAGUCUCGUACCCAGAAGAGGACUGUGGCGAUGGAUGCCCAGGGUAAGCAUGUGCACCUGGAGCGGCUGGACGACACCCCAGAGACCCUGCAACCCGAUGCCCUUCAGCGACACCUGCACCUGCUGCUCCAACGCUAUUGCGCCAAGGAGGAGGAGGGAGGAGAGAAGGAGRAAGAGGAGGAGAGGAGAAAGAAGAAGUGAUGGGCUUUUUUGAUUUGCUGGCUGAGUUGUGUGUCUUCCCUUUUGGCCWUGCCCCCCAUGCUACAUAAGCCUCCUAUCCACAAAAAACCUWUGAAGUCUUGUAAGCUAAUCUCUACCACAACUCUGACCCCUCGAUGACCCCUAACGACCCUUAACCUUUACCGCACAGCCAGACUUCCCCUGCUAAAGACACUGGAUUGCGUUUUGGUUUCAAUUUUUGUUUUUCCSUUUUGUAGCAAAUAAUGAAACAAUUAUUAUUWAWUUUUUUUGCUUUUGACUUGUUUCCAUUAUUUUUUUUGCUCAUUUUGUGACCAAAGAUGGCACCCCCUUUCUCGUUGGGUGACUUAGAAUAUUUUUUUUGUCGUUAUCCUUUUGUUUGGUUCUUUUAGUUUUUGGCUGCUGUGGUACAAUAAAAAAACAACACAAAAAAAAUGCUACAAAUGAAAACAGCUACAGGAAACGUAUGAAGAGGGUGCACCUCGCACGUUUGCCUCAUGCAGAGGCCUCUUUCUGAAGGAACGAUUGUAAACAUUUGUAAAUAGAGAAGACUGGUAGAAAACAAAACAAACAGCAAUUCAAAAGCAUUUGUUAUAUUUGUCCCACGGUACCUGCUGUACACGUACGUGUACCAAUCUGUUCUGAGGUCAAGGGUGACGGGUCUUAACACAUUUGACCCUUUUCAUCCGACUAUCAAGAGAUUGUUACAUAGGAGUCAGUUGUCAUAAACAGUUUUAGAGAGAUACUGUUUUAAAGGAGUGAAUGCCAUAGUCUUUCAUCAAGGACUUUUGAAUCAGAUAAGCGCAAAUACGCUGUGAUCUGAACCCCCAUUUCACUGAAGCUAAUCAUCCCCAUAUAACCCUCCACUACUGUUCAGUUUACAAAGUUGGCUCAAGGUGGUUACGUGUGUAAUGAUGUGGUGUUGUUUUUUUUACGUGAGCUUUGUGAACACACGUUCAGCCCCAGCCCCAGGUACUGUCCCCAUCUCCCUGUUUUUCUCUGUCUGUUUCUGUAGUAUGGGUGUUGUGUAGUCAAACUUCCUUCUGAGCAGUACAUCAGACUGCUGCCACCUAUGUGUGUGCGUGUGCGUGCACGUAUGUAUGCGUGUUUGUGUGUUAGUUCAUAGUAUCCUCACCGACAUUGCGACCUGCCAUUUGCGAAAGAAAUGAUCCAGAAUGUUCUCUUUCCUUGUCCUUCAUGUACGCGCUUUUAUCUCCCAUUACUACACCUAUAGGUCAUAACACUAGGUACGUCGCCCCUCCUUCCCUCCCAAUACUACACCUAUAGGUCAUAACACUAGGUACGUCACCCCUCCUUCCCUCCCAUGAGUCACUUGUGCGUGCCAUCUCACCCCUGUUCAUUUCCCCCUAUAAAUAACUUUGAUUAAAGGUAUACUCAGCGAUAUGACGUAGAUGCAUAAAGUCAACAUAGUGGGUCAAUAUCCACAACAACUAAGAGCGUUGAAGCGUGAGGCUCAACUUCUCUGCUGUUUUGGUCCUGUGGCUACCACUCUGUGAACAGCGUGAAGCGAACCCGUGCCCAUGCGCAGAUACUGUGUGUGACUGUGUGAGAGCRAAGUCUUGCAUCUCGCUMAUCUCAAUAUCUGCGGUGCUGCUCGUGGCAACAUCAUUUCAUUGAGUUUAAGCCUGUUAAGAUCGUGCAAGUAUGGGACAGAGAGAGACCAGUGUUCUGUUUUAUUUGCUGUUGUUGAUUAGAUUUGUUUUCUGUUGUUGGUUUUAUGGUAUCCAAUAAAUGGUGAUAAGAUCAAAAGAUUGGCACAUCAUCUUGAGUUUCUGACAGAUUAUUUUUGGUCUGACCUGCUUCGUGUUUGCAGCGUGGAGAUAGAAGAUCCUUUAUCAUUGGCCCUUUUACAUGCAUUAUUUCUUGCUCAAUGGUAUGUUUCCACAAUCUUGUUCUGAGGGCAGAUUGGUUGGAUGGCCAAGGGACGGAGCUUGAGCUAUAUGAUUGGUUGGAUGGGGCCAGGGGGUGGAGCUUGUGACAGGUGAAAGUCAAAUGAGAAAAGCAACGUUAGUGGUAGGUUGGUGGAUGGAUGAACGAAUGGUGUUAAACGCGGUUUGCGACAUUAAGGUCCCUGGUUCAACUCCCCAUGCGUCGCUUCUUGUUUCCUAAACUAACUUCAUCUUAUUUUC